This is a messenger RNA of Cinara cedri, 552 nucleotides long. The record is from the annotation of a GenBank genome assembly. NCBI's taxonomy places the organism in Eukaryota, Metazoa, Arthropoda, Insecta, Hemiptera, Aphididae.
AUGGAGGAAUCUGAAUUCAUUCAACCCAAAACAACAAAACGUAUCCUGUAUUCUGGAACCCCAGCAGAUCCCAAGAAAUAUAAGCCAAUGUUCGUAACAGCCAACCGAUAUUCUUCACUUACUAUUGACGAUGACGCCACAGGUAAAACAUCCUUACAUACACAAUCUAACUUCGGAAUUAACUUCCAAACCCCCGAAGUGAACAACGAAAUUAAAUUACCUCCUCCUAUAUUUAUCCGUGAAGUAUUAGAUUUUGUUAGCUUUAGGCAACAAUUGAUCUUUUUAAUCGGCCCAGAAAACUUCUUAUUCAAGUCUUCUACAAAUGCACUAAAAGUGCAAACAAUCAAUCCAGAUUCCUACAGGAAAACUAUUCAUUUCUUUAGAGAGGAGAAAGCCCAAUUCCACACCUUCCGUACACAAGAAGAUAAAGCUUUUCGCAUAGUCAUCAGAAACCUACACCCAUCAACACCAACUACUGAAGUCGGCAUAGCCAUUGAAGAUUUAGGCUUUACUGUACAUCAAGUAGCAAAUGUUUCUGGAAUUCUUCCAUAA